This is a messenger RNA of Paracoccidioides lutzii Pb01, 1599 nucleotides long. RefSeq lists its product as hypothetical. Gene Ontology annotation, molecular function: RNA polymerase II cis-regulatory region sequence-specific DNA binding; DNA-binding transcription factor activity, RNA polymerase II-specific. Gene Ontology annotation, cellular component: chromatin. The coding region runs from base 1 to 1599 and encodes 532 amino acids. Gene Ontology annotation, biological process: regulation of transcription by RNA polymerase II. The transcript has 4 exons. The record is from RefSeq and is a predicted model, not a curated record.
AUGGGCCGGCUUUGGCAAAAGAGGGAGAUGGAUGAUAGUGAGGAGCGAAUUCACGUUUGUUCAAUUUGCAUGAGGAGAUUUAAACGGACGGAACAUUGCUUAAGACAUGAAAGGUCCCGUAUGUAUACUAACUUUUCAUCUAGUCGUGAAUUUCCACAACUCUCAGCCGUUGUGCUCAGGUGUUCGUGGUUCGAUAUCAUUAACCUACUCUCCCAUCUGAUUCUUAUAGAUACUAAGGUGAAGCCAUACAAUUGCCGCUUUUGCGAACGAUCAUAUGGCCGAAAGGACCUUGUGGUACGGCAUGAGAAAACUCUACAUGAGGAAGAUUGGAUCAAAGCCCAAAUGCCUAGCGAGGAGUCGACUGCUGCUAGUGACUCCUUAUUGUCAAGGCAGAAACGUCGACUAUCCACUGUAAGCUACAGUGACGAAUGGAAAAAUGCCCUCUCGGCGCAACGUAUUCCUCAUCCCGAAGAAGAGCAUGACGUCUUAUCCUGCGUUGGAACUCAAACAACUGCUAUACCCAGCUCGACAGGAAGUGGUUUUGAUUGCAUGCCAUAUGUCCCUCAAAUAAACUGUAAUUUUACACUCCCAUUAAAACCUGGAACUGAGGGAACAGCUGAAAGUCCGCGCGAAUCUUCCGUCCCUGAGAUGGCCAUAUCGAGCAUACCUCAAUUGGCAAAUCCAUGUUACGUCGAAGGAAAUUACCCCCCCCAACAAUACAACCACCAAAUGCCGGGGGAAUCUGUUGAACCCUGCGAGGACCUUAAUCAGUACUCUGUUCCAGUUGACCCAAAUUUAUUUGAGACAGUGAAUAGCAAGCCUCAACCGCCAUGGCGACCAGAUACUCCGAGAUGCUUCGAGAUUUUGGACAUUUGUCCAAGUGUUUAUGGCCCAUUGCGCUCUUUUGAUGUCCCACAGGAAAAUGAAGAGGAUUGGGAGGAGACCAGAAAUGACGGCAAGUGGACUUUCCAGGAAUCACAGGUCAUAGGUCAUCCGUCUGAUAGCCAUAAAUCCAUUUUACAGAGCCCUUCAAAUCUCAUUCGGCCACCCAUUUCAACUGUGAGACUGGGGGAAACCCUGUCGAUACUUUUCGCGGAUCUGCAUCUUGGGUUUGAGAAUCACAAAACUAAUGGUAUUAUAUCCCUCCACUUGCUAGCACAAUAUCUCGAUCAAAUUUUCUAUUAUUUCAAUCCUCUCAUCCAUAUAUUCUAUGUCCUCACCUUUAAUAUCAAGACAGCCCCCUCCCUGUUGAUACUUGCCAUUGGCUCAAUUGGGGCUUCCAGUUUUCUGACCACGACAAAUCCCUAUCGCUUAGGCGCCAUACGAACGAGUAUCUUGAAAAUAUCAUUCCAAACCACAGACACCGGGCUCUUCAUUGUCCAGAUCUCUAUGGAAAUUCCAAUCGAAUUUGUGCUCUUCAGCAGUUUUAUUAUUCUGCGAAGCAUGUCGAUACGGACUUUCGCGGAACGGUUCUCGCUGGGCGUGUUUCACGGGCUUUUGCAGGUUUGUAUGCAGAUGAUGGCAAUUCAGAAAGUGCGCAUCUCGAAUGAGAUUUCAAGUUCGGAAAUGCCUUCGAUAGAUCGAAAUUCGAUUCUCUGA